UCAAAAAUAAAUACGACUUAGGGGACUGGUGUGAACUCAGCCUUACCGAGCCAACAGGGAGAGAUCCUUUUCCUUCUCCACCUGCCUUAUUCUCCCCAGACGUGCCCCAGCUCCUUACGGGUAUUGCUAACGAUGGGGAGUUGGCAGGGGACAAGAGGGCAUGAAGAAAAGGAAGGUUGCUACUGAGACUGUGAAGCCCGCAAGUGCCAGGCUGGAUAAGGAUGCAUAUGCUGGGCCCAGUCCACCGCAGGUAACGUUGGAUCACCAUCCUGUCGCAGCGGCUGUUACGAUGGAAUUGGAGCAAGAGGAAGAUAUUAAACCGCCUCCUCCGAUUGUAGUAGAUUCACAUCAGAGUGAGGAGUUAGAACAAAGAGAAGAGGUUGACUUGGUCCACGUCAUGGAGCGAUCUCCUUCCCCUUCGCUUUCCUCCGUUGAUAUGAGAAUGACACUGUCGCCGUCCUCUAUCCCAAGAAGAGAUGAUUUUUCAAGGCACGAGAGUGGGGAACGCCUCAGGCCUGUAUUAGGGUACGAUCCGCAGACCCUGCAGAUGUUAAAGGAGGAGCAUGAGGUGAUUUUAGAAAAUCAAAGAAAAUUUGGACUCUACGUCCAGGAAAAGAGGGAUGGUUUGAAAAGAAGGCAGCGGCUGGAAGAAGAACUACUAAAAGCAAAAAUCAAAGUGGAGAAGCUGAAGGCAGUCCGGCUACGACGUGAUCUUCCCGACUACAGCGUCCUCUAGACGGCUGGGCUUAGCCGGAAUUUGGGGGAUCUUAGAUCUCAAGAAUGUUUUCGUCCUAGUAAGUUUGUAUACGAGCCUAUGGCUGGAUCCAAAAUAGGCCCAAUGUUAGGGAAAUCCGUAGAUCACCUUACGUUUCUCGUCUGUUCGUGUUUUUCGGAAACGGCACCCGUUUAUGACUUCUCGAUUUCCUCCUCAGGAUCGGAAAAUUCUUAGUAGCUGGCCCCUUGAAAUACACAGUAAGGGUUUUGUUUGGUUUUUUUUACAUCUAAUUCAAAUGAAAGAAAAUAUCAGAAACAACUUCCUCGGGCUUGGAGCCUUCCUACCUGAAAAAUAUUUAAGGAGGACUUUGAAAAAGGGGAAGUACUAGCUUGAAACUUCCAGCUGCUGUCGUUUGGGAUGUGAUAAUGACAGUUGCAGCAAGAGUUUUAAAUUGGUAAUGUUAUUUAGUGUGGUGCUAAAUGCCUGGAAAGGGAGGUUGAUUUUGCCUUAGUCUCUUUCCAAGGAAGAGCUCUAGCGGUUCUUUUCAAUUCUCUUUAUGAAGUGAUUUGUUGACAAAGUAAACCAUAAGGAUCUGUUUCCUUGUAAGAUUAUACAAAGUUGAGGCUUCAGGGAAUUCUGUCAUUCAUUCAUUCAAUUGUAUUUAUU
Molecule: messenger RNA, 1381 nt
Organism: Tachyglossus aculeatus (Australian echidna)
Lineage: Eukaryota; Metazoa; Chordata; Mammalia; Monotremata; Tachyglossidae
Gene: FSBP
Product: fibrinogen silencer binding protein
Exons: 2
Coding region: 161-736 (191 amino acids)
Source: RefSeq, a predicted model, not a curated record